Molecule: messenger RNA, 3114 nt
Organism: Gasterosteus aculeatus aculeatus (three-spined stickleback)
Lineage: Eukaryota; Metazoa; Chordata; Actinopteri; Perciformes; Gasterosteidae
Gene: gpr19
Product: G protein-coupled receptor 19
Biological process (GO): G protein-coupled receptor signaling pathway
Cellular component (GO): plasma membrane
Molecular function (GO): G protein-coupled receptor activity
Source: RefSeq, a predicted model, not a curated record
ACACGAUGUCCGCUGCCCUCCCGGACCUCCUCGUCUCCUCCUUCUCUCUUCUUCCUCCUCCUCGCUCCUCUGCUUUCCCCUUCUCCCCUCUUCCUCCUCCUCUUCCUCUCCUCGUGUCCUCCGUCUGAAUCCAGCAGAAUGAAGCGUUUGUCUCCGCGCUGCUGCAAACCGCCUCUCUCCUGUGCAGCUUCAUAAUCAUGGUGUUUGCCCAGUCGUCACACUCAGCUGGUGUCAAUCCCUCCCUUCACUACCCAUCCUUCACAUAUCAGAUGUCCUUUAACUAUUCUGAGAGGGAGAACUCAACUUUCCUUCCAGCCUCACCCGCCACUCCCCUGUGCAGCCUUGAGGGUCAAGCCUCCGGCCGGCCCAACAGGACCUUGGCCUCUUACGAGCUGACGCCCAGGGAGGUGGCCGUACUGGGCUUGGUGUUUGCGGUCCUCUGGUUGGUCUCCAUCCUGGGAAAUGCCCUGGUCUGCCUAGUCAUUCACCGGAGCCGGCGGACUCAGUCCACCACCAACUACUUUGUUGUGUCAAUGGCGUGCGCGGACCUGCUCAUGAGCCUGGGCUGGGCCCCCUUCAUCGUCCUGCAGGUGGCCUCCGGGCGAUGGCCGCUCAGCGCAGCAGCCUGCAGGGCAGUGCGCUACCUGCAGCACCUCUGCCCUGGUGUACAGGUCUAUGUGCUGCUCUCCAUCUCUGUAGACCGAUUCUACACCAUUGUUUACCCGCUCAGCUUCAAGGUGUCCCGGGAGAAAGCCAAGAAGAUGAUCGCGGCUUCGUGGCUGUUCGACGCGGCCUUCGUGUCGCCCUGCCUCUUCUUCUAUGGCUCCACAUCCGGCGGGGACCACUGUGACUUCUUUCUCCCGGAUAGCUGGGGCAGCAUUGCCUACUCUGCAGUUCACCUGCUGUUGGGCUUCCUGGUGCCGGUGGCGUUGAUCGUGUCAUUCUACCAACGGGUGGUCCGCUACAUCUGGAGGAUCAGCGCAGACGGCCACGCGGUGCGUCGCACAAUGAACAUCGUCCCGCGGACAAAAGUCAAGACCAUCAAAAUGUUCCUAGUUCUCAACUCGGUGUUCUUCUUCACCUGGAUGCCCUUUUAUGUGGCCCAGUUGUGGCACCCCAGGGAGUCCGACGGACCCAGCAGGCGGGGACUGCUGUUCUUCACGGCCAUCGCCUGGAUCUCCUUCAGCUCUACGGCGUCCAAGCCAACCAUGUACUCCGUCUACAACGCCAACUUCAGGCGGGGCAUGCGGGAGACCUUCUGCAUGUCCUCCAUGAAGUGCUACCGCAGCAAUGCGUACACCAUCACGGCAAGCUCCCGCGUGGCCAAAAAUAACUAUGUCGGGGUGGUGGAGAUCCCCGCGCAGGACAAGGCCGCGGCCAAGAACUCGGCCCAUGAUGCGUUCGGCCGGGAGGCCAAGGACAAGAAGGUGGCGUGGACUUCCACCGCCCCCCCCCCCAACACUUUUGUCUAAGCGAGAGUUUAAGGACAAUUUGCGAGACUUCUGGUCCUCUUUCUUCAAUGGCGAGCUAACGCUAACAGAAUGAGUUCAGACACAAAGAUGUAACAUGCCUUCUGACGGCCAUGUUCAUGGACCUCAGCAGCCUUGGACUUUUUUUAUACUUACAAAUUUAAACAUUAUUUAUUUCUGUGAUCAAUGCAUCAGAAUCUGUUUUUUUGUAAUAAUAGCUUGUUAUCUAGCUAAACAUCUGGGUUUGUUGCAGUAACAUAUUUGGGUGGAGCUAACGUUAGUUCUGCGCUAUGCUACAUUGAGAGAACUCUUGUUGCCUCGCUAACAAACCUCUAGAUCUAAUUUGUACUCCAAUCGAAGGCUCUAUAGAGUUGUGAAAUUGGAGGAGCUACAAGUGGAGAAUUGUCGACAUAAACGCAAGUUCAAACAACUCCAACCCUCCGUCGGAGGUGAAACUCUGGUUCAUUAAUGAAAGGUUAAAGGUAGAAGAAGCCAGAGGACGUAAACAGCAAGAGACAAAAGAGUUGGACUGGUAGUCCUCCAGAUUAAAGAGGAAUAAAGAGGGCACAGAAAAUAAUUUUAUAAUGAAGGCGAUGAUCAUCGAUCUGAAGGAGGUCAACGUUGAUCUGAAGCAGGUGAAUGUGGAUUUGAAGCAGGUCUAGGUCGAUCUGAAGGGUCUGUAAUUAAUAUUUGAUGUUAUUAUAAUGCAAUACAGUCAUAAACAGUGACUCGAAAGAUAUUUAUUCAUAAUAGAAUAUUUAACUUGACUGUUGAGGUAAAUUCCGGCCAGAAAACAUCUUGGUUCAAAUUCUGUUUCAAUAGAUGAAUGCAGCAAUGCCUCCUACAUAAAAAACAUUACUGAAUGUUAAUUGUGAGGUCCGACAUGAAGAAAAGUUGAUAUGAUACAAGCUGGAAACGUGAUUGAAAACAUUCACGAGUCAACAGUGAGGUUAUAUUUUAUUUCUGUUUAUCAGCAUAUUAAUCAAGUAGCUGAUGAGUUAUGUUAAUUUAGGUGUGUAGAUUUCAUCCUGUUCACAGUGCUUUUGCCUUUGACAGGAAAAAUGGACAUGUGAUAUUUCGGUUAGCACUUGCAGGUUAGCUAGCACACACAAGUAAGUUGGCAUACAGGCUAGUUAUCACAGGCAGAUAAACUAGCACACGGGUUAGUUAGCAUACACAGGCUGGUUAGCAAACACAGGGGAGCUAGCAUAUAGGUUAGUUAGCACAUGCAGGCUAGUUAGCACACACAGGUUACCUAGCACACAGGCCGGUUAGCACAUACAGCUCAGCUAGCACGCACGGACUAGUUAGCAUACACCGCUUAGCAUUACACAGUUUAAUAACUUAGUUAAACUUCGACUAAGUGAAAUCUUGUUGGUACUCAACCUCGCCCUUCUUCUACAUGUUGUUGUUGCUUUUCGCCUACAUAAACAUAGUUUUAUAGAUGUUGGUAUCAGAGGAUUAAGAGGAUUCCUCAGUUUGAGCAGCCGACUUGUCGUUUUAGAUGUGAAAGUAUUUAUUUGUAAUAUUUGUCACAUGGAUUUUGAUGUAUUUCCAUUCCAAACAAAACUUGUAAAGACUCGUCUGUUUUAGAUCAUUAACUUUCUGUCUGGAAAAUCAUCAAAAUAUAAAUAUUAUUAAUCCA